AACCGCCAGGCAAGCUUAACGAACGUGAGCCGACAGCGCGCGGUCCGUCAAAAUGAGUCUACGGAAACAAACCCCCAGUGAUUUUUUGAAACAAAUAAUAGGAAGACCAGUUGUUGUGAAGUUAAAUUCUGGAGUUGAUUAUCGAGGUGUUCUGGCUUGCCUGGAUGGGUACAUGAACAUAGCUUUGGAACAAACAGAAGAAUACGUAAAUGGGCAACUGAAGAAUAAAUAUGGGGAUGCGUUUAUCAGAGGAAACAAUGUUUUGUAUAUAAGUACACAGAAGAGGAGAAUGUGAAUAUGCCGGAAGAUGGAAAAUUUUGGAUUGCAACUUUUGUUUCUUAACCUAGUUUUAUUUGUUGGUGAU
Messenger RNA from Euleptes europaea (tarantolino), 364 nucleotides. It is a transcript of the gene LSM6, whose product is annotated as LSM6 homolog, U6 small nuclear RNA and mRNA degradation associated. The record is from RefSeq and is a predicted model, not a curated record. Bases 53 to 295 code for a protein of 80 amino acids. NCBI's taxonomy places the organism in Eukaryota, Metazoa, Chordata, Lepidosauria, Squamata, Sphaerodactylidae. Gene Ontology annotation, molecular function: RNA binding. Gene Ontology annotation, cellular component: P-body; U6 snRNP; nucleolus. The transcript has 4 exons. Gene Ontology annotation, biological process: mRNA splicing, via spliceosome; maturation of SSU-rRNA.